Molecule: messenger RNA, 2238 nt
Organism: Amphiprion ocellaris (clown anemonefish)
Lineage: Eukaryota; Metazoa; Chordata; Actinopteri; Pomacentridae
Product: UDP-glucuronosyltransferase 2C1-like
Exons: 4
Coding region: 226-1824 (532 amino acids)
Molecular function (GO): UDP-glycosyltransferase activity
Source: RefSeq, a predicted model, not a curated record
GUAAUGAAAAUCAGAUGCCAUGACAAAGAAGAAAAAAAUCACUGUCAUUUGCGUAAAAUUCAGAGCAGCUCCACAGCUUCAUGUGACACGUGUCACAUGUAACUCUUUCACCCAUAAUAGGACGGAUGACCUCUGAAGUUGGAGUUUGAACUCAAGCACAUAGGGUAUCCCUUUCAUUGACUGUCAGUCUGUAGACCAGAAGGACUACUGCUGCCUCUCUUGAGCAUGGGAACCAUGUCACUGCACCGUGUGUGUGGAGUGUUUGUAUUUCUCAGCUUAUGUCUGAUUUCCAUCCCACCACGUUGCCAUGGAGGAAACAUUCUGGUGUUCCCUGUAGACGGCAGCCACUGGAUCAAUAUGAAGAUUCUGCUAGAAGAACUUCAUGCCAGAGGACACAACCUCACUGUGAUCAGGGCGUCCACCAGCUGGUACAUCCCUGAAAAGUCUCCACUGUACACAUCCAUUACACUUGAAAUUGGUAUAGGCAUGGAGGAUUUUUUUGACGUGUUCCUAAAGGAGCAAAUGCAGGCGCAGAGAGAAGGGGCCUCACUACUGACUUUGAAACUCACCAUGGAUUUCCUUUCUAUGAUUUCUCUGGCCCAUUCACUGUGGGCUGAUGCUGUCCUUCAAAUCCUUGAAAAUCAAAAUUUGAUUAAAAGCUUAAAAGAUUCCCAGUAUGACCUGGUUCUCACUGAUCCAGCCAUGGCACCAGGACUUGUGUUGGCCAAAUAUCUCAAACUGCCCGUUGUGCUCAACGUACGCUGGAUCACCAGUGGAGAGGGCCACUUUGUGUUAGCCCCCUCACCACUCUCCUAUAUCCCAGUGCCAGGAUCAGGCCUAACAGACAAAAUGAAUUUCAUCCAGAGGGUCAAGAACAUGUUUUUCUAUAGCAUUAUAUUGUUCCAGCAGAGAUUCAUGGUGGAGCCACACUACAAAGCCCUUUGUGAUAAAUAUAUUGAGGGAGGAUGUGACAUCAUCUCCCUUCUUCAGGAGGCUGACAUUUGGCUGUUCAGGUCAGAUUUUGUAUUUGAUUUCCCUCGGCCCACAAUGCCAAAUAUUGUCUACAUAGGAGGAUUCCAGUGCAAACCAGCCCAGCCUCUGCCAGCAGACCUGGAGGACUUUGUUCAAAGUGCUGGGGAGCAUGGAGUGAUCAUCAUGACCCUGGGAACGUUGGUUAACGCUUUGCCCAAAGAAGUCGCAAAUGAAAUUGCCAGCGUUUUUGCCAAACUGCCUCAGAAGGUGAUAUGGAGACACAAAGGAGAGCGUCCCUCUACGCUGGGCAACAACACUCUCAUAGUGGACUGGAUGCCACAGAAGGACCUCCUGGGCCACCCACAGACCAGAGUCUUUGUAGCUCACGGAGGAACCAAUGGAGUCCAGGAGGCCAUUUACCACGGAGUCCCUGUGCUCGGCAUACCCUUGUUCUUUGACCAGUAUGACAACCUUCUACGUUUGCAGGACAGAGGAGCUGCAAAGAUCCUUCAGCUGGGUGAUGUUAAUGGCAAGACUUUUGAGCAAGGUAUUAAGGAACUUCUCCAUCAAGACAGCUACAGACAGAACAUCCAAAGAAUGUCACGUCUGCACAGAGAUCAGCCAAUGGCACCCAUGGAUCAGGCUGUAUUCUGGGUAGAAUAUGUGAUACGUCACAAAGGGGCUCCUCACCUGCGUACAGAGGCUUAUAAGAUGCCCUGGUACUCAUACUACUGUCUAGAUGUGCUGCUCCUAUUGCUGACUGCAGUGACUGUGCUACUGAUGUCCACUGUGGCUGUUUUUCAGUUUCUGUGCUGCAGAAGACAAAGGAAGACAAAAUCCAAAAAGAACUGACUGAGGUCAGAUUUGGUAAGAAAUAAGCUUUAGUGAGUUUCCACUGCAUUUAGAGAAACCAUGUCUUCGAGGUGGAGGCUGUAAUUAUGGACAAUUAUUGUUAGCUAGUUCGUGUAUUUAGAUAGCUAGUAUGUGCCAGAUUCAUGCCUUGUUUCCAAAUACCUCUGUCUUUGUAUACGAAUCAACCAUAACUCCAUUUAUUCCUAUGACACCCUUCAUAACCUUUGUUGUAUCUGCGAGACUCUGCCUUCUAUUUUUAUUUCCAUUCUAUAAUUUGACUCGAGUAUGUUCAGACUUUUGACCAGUGAUGGAAAGACUGGACUUUGGGCGCCAGGAAGUUGGAAAAAUUAAUUAACAGGCUAUUCCAUUGUGUGACUAUUUUGACAAUCAAAUCGUAUAAAUGUGUCCAACACA